Messenger RNA from Acanthisitta chloris (rifleman), 990 nucleotides. RefSeq names its product enoyl CoA hydratase domain containing 1 (gene ECHDC1). Gene Ontology annotation, molecular function: enoyl-CoA hydratase activity. The coding region runs from base 8 to 910 and encodes 300 amino acids. The record is from RefSeq and is a predicted model, not a curated record. The transcript has 5 exons. Gene Ontology annotation, biological process: fatty acid beta-oxidation. NCBI's taxonomy places the organism in Eukaryota, Metazoa, Chordata, Aves, Passeriformes, Acanthisittidae. Gene Ontology annotation, cellular component: cytosol.
UCAAGAAAUGGCUAUUCCUCUGUGGAAGAACUUAUUUCAGACUGCAAAGGAAAGGAUACUACAACAGAGAAUGUUAUCACUGUAUAACGGUGCUCAUGGCUACAAGGAAGAAUUGAUAAAGAAGAAACUUCAACAGUUUGCUGGUGGAUCCAUCAAUCUUUCCAAAGAAGAAAAUGGCAUUGGAAUACUGACUGUGAACAACCCGAAGCUAAUGAAUGCCUUUACAGGUACUAUGAUGGUAGAACUCCAGGAGAGGAUAACUGAACUGGAAAACUGGAAGGAUGGCAAAGGCCUUAUCAUCUAUGGUGCAGGAAACACCUUUUGCUCAGGAUCUGAUUUGAAUGUUGUCAAAGAAAUAUCCAACUCCCAGGAUGGGAUGAAUAUGUGCAUGUUCAUGCAAAGCACCUUAACCAGACUUAUGAGAUUGCCUUUGAUCAGUGUUGCACUAGUCCAAGGAAAAGCUUUUGGAGGAGGAGCAGAACUUACCACAGCGUGUGAUUUCAGGUUGAUGACGCCUGGAAGUGAAAUUCGUUUUGUCCACAAGCACAUGGGUCUGGUGCCAGGCUGGGGAGGAGCUGCGCGGCUGGUGCGGAUCGUCGGCAGUGGGGCAGCCCUGCAGCUGCUGAGUGGGGCUGUACGGGUGGGCCCUGAGAAGGCUUUGCACCUGGGGUUCUCCCAGGGGACACUGUCCACUGCAGAUGAAACCAAAGCAUUAGAAGAAGCCCGAGCCUGGCUGAGUCAGUACACAGAGGGUCCAACCAGUGUGAUCCGGGCUGUGAAAAAGGUGGUGACAGCAGGAAGAGAGCUUCCACUGGAAGCUGCCCUAAGGACAGAGAAGGACAUUUUUGGAACUGUAUGGGGUGGGCCUGCCAAUCUGGAGGCCUUGGUUAGAAGACCAAAACAUAAAUGACCACCAGUGCAUAAGAAAUGUUCUUGACCUCUUUGCAAAUAAAGCUUUCACUAAAACAGACAUGAAAGUGAAUCCUUUAA